Molecule: messenger RNA, 324 nt
Organism: Staurois parvus
Lineage: Eukaryota; Metazoa; Chordata; Amphibia; Anura; Ranidae
Source: the annotation of a GenBank genome assembly
AUGCUGUUCAUUAUUAUUGGAAAUGCACUUGCAUCAGUUUUGGUAGAGACUGUCGUCCUUGAUAUGAUACUCUGGAAGCUUGUGUUCAACCGAGACAAGCAGGGAGAGUCCCACCUCAUGGUCACCCACCCCCCACAGGAAGCCAAUGAUCAUUGGGGAGGACGACUCUGCUCAUUUUUGUGUUUCUGCAGAAAAAAGAUGCCCAAAGCCAAAUACAUGCACUUAGCACAGGAACUUUUGGUGGAUCCAGAUUGGCCACCUAAGCCAAGAACAACUACUGAAGCGAAAAGUUCUAUCCAAGAAAAUGGCAGCCACCAUAUUGUC